Ectocarpus sp. CCAP 1310/34 is the source of this 3477-nucleotide messenger RNA. The record is from the annotation of a GenBank genome assembly. NCBI's taxonomy places the organism in Eukaryota, Phaeophyceae, Ectocarpales, Ectocarpaceae.
AUGAACUUGCUCGUUUCUCUCCUCAACAAAAGCGACGUCAAGCGCAAGCAGACUUUCAAUUCCUCCACCUGGGUCACCGGAUGGCUCCCGUUGUCGCGCAAACGUGUCCGUGCUGCUGUCGUUGAAGGCCAAACUACCGACCGUGCCACGCUGGAAUUUCUUGAUGCCACCUUCCUACAAAUAGAAAACCAUCUGCGCAAGGAACCAGCAGGGCCCUCGACGUACGCCUGCUUCAUCCAGAAAUUGGCGGCCGCCUGGGACACUCAAGACAAGAGCUCGGGGAUUGAUCGUCUUCGCAGCUUUGGCAUAUCCAAAGGCGAGACUUACGGAGAAAACAUUCGUCGCUGUAAGGCUCUGGCCAUGAUCGUCAUGGUUUCCCACCACGAGUUCAAGCCUUCGGAUGCGCAACUGCAGAUAGCUGUUCGAGACUCCAUGUUGAAGCAGUUUCCGGUAGUGUCUGGGCAGGUGUACAAGGAUGAGCAGCUCUCCAUGGAAGCCCUUUUUGGGCGACAUGCUUCGUGUCUGGAUGAUAUGUGGGAUGUGUUGGACAAGCGUGCGUUCGCGCACACGCCGGCGGUGCAUGGAGAUGAUUUCUGUUCGGUAUCUUCCACGAAUGCUAGGAGUUCCUUUGCUGUUUCGCGUGCUGUAGCUUCUUCGGCGUUGCGUUCGACGGUGACCCCUUCGUGGAGCCAAGGUUCUUCGGCCGCCGUGAUGAGUGUUGACCCUCUACCUAAUGAUGAUCGGGACCCUUGUCUGUUGCACUACAGUGACUGGCCGUUGCAAGGACACUUCCAAGAGAUGUACAAUGUCGCUAGUGAGAUGGCUCUAACCAAGAAUGAUCCGCCAUUGUUCACCCCCUUGGUCUCGGCUGAAGAGCGCCGCAACGCGCUUCGACUGGAGGCUCCGCCGUUUGAUGACAAGUGCGAGUACGCUUCGGAUGACGUCCUUCUCUUCUGGAAACCUCCGUCUGUGUCCUCGCAAUGGACUCCUUCGGCUAUUGACGCACUGGGGGUACGUUAUUCAUGUGAUCGUAAGACACACAAGUUUUUGGGUCGUAACGUGCGUCCUUUCGACUAUGCUGAAUGGGAGCGUCGUCGUGAAGAGAUCGUGCUUACGGGGUCGUACGCCAAAUUUGCUCAAAACCAUGACAUGAAACAUCAUCUACUGGAGACGGGUACCCGCCUCCUUGCGGAAGUCAGCCCCUUCGAUCGUGUUUGGGGUAUCGGCAUGUCUGCAUGCUUUCCAGAGGCGUUUCAUCCAAGUGGGCGGCUAGCGGUUAACGUCGUUGGCCCCAAGUCCGGGACUCACCGCUCUCCGGACCCAGCCUCCGCCCCGCCUCCUCCGAAGCCGCCUCCACAAGAACUACUCGACCGCUUCUCUGAGGCACAGCGCUCCAGCUUCAUGCGGUUGUGGACUAGGCUGCCCGCACAUAUGCACGACAUCGCUUUCGAUCUACACAAUCCGGGAUGGACACCGGAGGCUAUUGAUCGUUUGGCCGACGCCCUUGUGGAGUAUUCUGACGUGUUCUCUGCUUCGAAAACCGAUUUUGGUUCCUGCACCAUGAUGCCGUUUACUCUUUCUGUCCCAGCAGGGACGAAGCCCGUUGCAUCACGCCCGUAUCGUAUCAAUCCGUUGACGCAAAAGAAAGUGGAUGCUGUUUUGGAUCAGUAUUCGGCGGCAGGCCUCAUCCAACAUUCCACGUCUCCGUGGGCUUCUCCUUUACUUGUCAUCCCCAAGAAGGACGGAUCGGUUCGCAUCACCGUCAACUACAAACGUCUCAACGCUCUGGUGGAUUUGGAUGGACAACCUCUCCCUCGAGUGGACGGUAUCUUGGAUUCUCUGUACACCGGGAAAGUGUUGUCCAUCUUCGACCUCAACUCGGCUUUCCACCAGAUCAUUUGUGAUGAAGACACUGGAGCCAACGCAAGUCCGUCUCGGUUCGUCAAGGUCAUCAACAGAGUGGUGCACGGUCUGGAGCGUGUGCUUGCGUAUCUGGACGAUGUCAUAUGUUUCGAUGAGGAACCUCUGGGACACGUGCUGAACAUGGUCGAGUUCUUCAAACGACUGGGACUGUACAACCUCAAACUGUCUCCAGGGAAGGCUCGCGUCGGCGCCACGCACGCCAACUUCCUCGGUCACACCAUCUCUCCGGCCGGUGUUAGCCCUGAUGGCGUUAAGGUUAGGGCGCUCACGCACAUGCCGCCUCCGAUGAAUGUUAAGCAGCUUCGGAGCCUUCUCGGUGGACUCAGCUACUACCUGGAAUUCCUCAAGAAUCUCGCCACCAAGGUGCGACCUCUCAACUCUCUUCUCAAACAAGACGUUCCGUUCAAGUACACCCCGAGCAUGGUCAAGGUUGUUAAAACGUUGUUAAGCGAACUCGCUCGCCCCUNGGUGUUAGCCCUGAUGGCGUUAAGCUUCGGAGCCUUCUCGGUGGACUCAGCUACUACCGGAAAUUCCUCAAAUCUCGCCACCAAGGUGCGGCCUCUCAACUCUCUUCUCAAACAAGGCGUCCCCUUCGAGUACACCCCGGGCAUGGUCAAGGUUGUCAAAACGUUGUUAAGCGAACUCGCUCGCCCCCCGAUUUUGGUCUUCCCGGAUUGGGCAGCAGUCGAGGACAACAGCCGUCCUCUUCGUUUGUGUUCCGACGCGUGUAUCGACGGCUUUGGCGCCUCCUUGGAACAAGAACAGCUCGAUGGCUCGGUGAGACCCAUCGUGUACAUCAGCCGCGCUACUCUUCCUGCGGAGCGUAACUGGACCGUUUUGGAUCUGGAGGCUGGUGGCAUUGUUUGGGCCAUCAAACGCCUUCGCGGUUAUCUGUGGUCGACCAAGUUCAUCAUCUAUUCGGACCACAAAGCCUUGGAGAGAAUUGGCAAGGUUGGGGACUACAACGCUAGGGUGCUCGGACCUGGUACGGUCGUCGGCGUCGACUUCUUCGGACCUCUGCCAGCGACUGCCAAGGGCAACUCCUACAUUUUGUUGUUCAAAGACCGUUUCAGUCGCAGAGCCGACAUGUUCGCAGUUAAAGCGGCGAAAUUUACGGCGAGAGGGACGGCUCACCUCUUCGUCAACCAAUACAUGACCAAGUGGGGAUGUCCGAGUACGUCAUUGUCGGAGAACGGACUGCAUUUCUGCUCGAAGCUCUCCAUUGCGAUCUACGAGGUGCUGAAGAUCAAGAAGGGUGUACAGAAGGACACGGACCAACAGGUGCUCAAGGCCAAAUUUGCACUUUCCUGGACGGGGCCCUACAAAGUUCUUGCGGUGGGUCCCGCCUCUGCCGACCCCACUCCGGACGGCCGCCCGUUGACGCGUAAACUCCUCUACCUGGACCUGCCUUCCGAUCUUUCCGUCCCGGCAGCUCGUUGUCGCGUGUCUGUCCGUCGUUGCAAGCCCUGUCGUAAUCCCUACGAGACGGACGACUUGCCGCAAUUUCUACCCGCCGAGCUUUCGCGUUGUGUUCUGCACUCUUUCGGAGGGUAA